Messenger RNA from Colias croceus (clouded yellow), 1697 nucleotides. Its product is annotated as sugar transporter ERD6-like 6. Gene Ontology annotation, cellular component: membrane. NCBI's taxonomy places the organism in Eukaryota, Metazoa, Arthropoda, Insecta, Lepidoptera, Pieridae. The transcript is spliced from 3 exons. Gene Ontology annotation, biological process: transmembrane transport. The coding region runs from base 19 to 1551 and encodes 510 amino acids. Gene Ontology annotation, molecular function: transmembrane transporter activity. The record is from RefSeq and is a predicted model, not a curated record.
UCCAGUGUUUAUCUAGUAAUGAAAAGGAACAGUUGUUUUUAUUACUUCGCUACUACUACAAUUUUUAGUCGUGUUUCAGUGGUCAAGAUGUCCGUCCAAACCUUCCGGCAGGUGCUAGUUAUAACAGGUCUGGCUUUAUGCAGCAUCUCUGAUGGUUACAUUUUCGGUCAAACUUCGGGGAUGAUAGAUGCUCUACGUGGUAAUAGCACGAUGCAAUUAUCAGAAGAUGGUCUAUCUUGGAUAGCAUCAUCGAUCAACAUUACCUGCUUCUGCGGUUUUGCUGUGGUCGCUAUUGUGACGGAAAUACUGGGAAGAAGGAAAGCUUUAAUAUUAUUAAACAUACCCGUUCUAUGUUGCUGGAUCAUGGUGUAUUUUGCUCAAAAUAUAACAACACUGUUGUUCUCUCGAGUAAUUAUGGGAGUGUCAUAUGGUGGUGUCCUUAUGUUAACGUAUAUUUGCGUUGGCGAAUACGCAUCUCCGAACAUUAGGUCUCUGUGUUUAAAUUUAAUAGGUUGUGUUGGAACGCUUAUAGGUUCCUCCUUAGGGCAUAUCUUAAGUCUUCUAAUCCCUUGGAGAGAAGUUGCCCUUCUUGGCAUUAUACCUACUUGUCUUGCAAUUGUGAUUCCUUGCUUUUGGGUGGAGAGUCCGUUUUGGCUGGCAUCCAAAGGUAGAUUUGACGAAUGCACGGAUGCUUUCAAAGCACUUCAUAUAUCUACUGAUGUUACCAAAAAAGAACUAGCUUUAAUAAUUGCCAAUGAGAGACGAAACCAAACCAAAUAUUCAAGUAAUACCCAUGUUUUAAAAUUAAUUAUAACAAAGGUUUCGAUAGCAAUAAAGGAGAGAUAUUUUUGGAAAAUAAGUAUUUUAAAUACUGUCAUCAAUAUAUACCGCAUAGCUGGGGGACGAAUAUUGUUCACUACCUUAGCGUUGACUAUUUUGAAGGAUAUUACUGGUGACUCUAACAUUUUAAAGCACACAAUUCUGGUUGAUGGAUUUUGUAUCCUGGGGGCACUGAUAUCUUGUAUUCUAGUGAAGAAAUUUAAAAUGCGGAGUUUGCUAUUCAGUUCUGGAAUAUUGGCUAACAUAAUACUUAUAGUACUUGCUUCUGUUCUCUAUUACAGACCAGUUCAAGAUGAUAUUUAUGUUUGGAUUAAAGUAUCGUUGUUGGCAUUAUAUUUCAUUAUUAUGAUAGCUGGACCAUAUGCCGUAUUGGAAACCUUACUUAUUGAGAUAAACCCUUUGGAUAUUAAAGCUUUUUUUAUAUUUUUCUUCGGAGCUAUAAUUGGUGUUGCACAAUUUUUAGCGGUAAAACUUAUGACGAAUAUGGUCAAUUUGAUAGGGUACCAUGGAAUAUUCUUCUUAAAUGCCAUAAUAAUAUUUAUUUGCAUGACAUAUAUUUGGUAUUAUUUGCCAGAAACUAAGGGGAAAUCCUUAGAAGAAAUUCAAUGUUACUUUAAGAAUGAAAGCGUACUUGAAGGAGUUUAUGAAAAUUGUGAACAAUGUAAUGUCUUACUUGAUUCAGUGAAGAAGAAGUGUCCUCAUAUUAUUUAAUAAUGUAAUUAAUAACUAGUGUAUUUUAAAGUUAUUAGUAAUUAAUAAUAUUGUAUAAGAAUCUUGAAUAACAAUACCGAAAAUCUUUAUAAUAUUGAUAUUAUAAGUACGUAAUUGUUAUUGUGAUAUAUGAAAACUAUUAUAAA